This is a messenger RNA of Botrytis sinoallii, 318 nucleotides long. RefSeq lists its product as uncharacterized. NCBI's taxonomy places the organism in Eukaryota, Fungi, Ascomycota, Leotiomycetes, Helotiales, Sclerotiniaceae. The record is from RefSeq and is a predicted model, not a curated record. The transcript has 3 exons. The coding region runs from base 1 to 318 and encodes 105 amino acids.
AUGCAUCACUCCGGACUUCCUGCAGCCAUUAACUUACCCACGACACCAGCCGACAGAAUCCUGACUGAAAAACUACCUAUUUCGGCGUUAAAAUGUGAAUAUCACGGCGUUAAGAGUUCCACCAGUCCGCUAUUUUCUGCGGGGCUGCGCACAACGUACUAUCCACUCAGAAUCACUGCCCAGCUACCAGCCACAAACUUAUUAAUGAAAGCACUUCCAAGGUUCUUUCAAAUCAUCCAAAGUCGUGGAACCAAAAGAAAUGGCAAAAUGUUUCUCACGACAUGUGCAGGAUUUGAACCUACGAGGCCGAAACCAUAA